Molecule: messenger RNA, 282 nt
Organism: Fusarium venenatum
Lineage: Eukaryota; Fungi; Ascomycota; Sordariomycetes; Hypocreales; Nectriaceae
Source: RefSeq, a predicted model, not a curated record
AUGCGAUGGGAAGUCUGCGAUUCUCUCGCACGAAGUCAUGCAUCUUCCCGAGAGGAUGAAACCACUCCUUCCACGCCUCCCGAUCACAACAGAACAUCAAACUCAUGGCCGCCUCUGCGUUUUUCUCAAGGAUAUUUUGAGAAUCAGGGUCUGCCAGCCACGCAUUUGCUUGGUCAUCUGGUUGAUCAAAUCUACGUCAAAGGACGUUCCAAGCGGUGGCGGUCCAACAGCGAGGAAAACGAGGGAUUCCCAUCGCGAUGGGUGAUAGGCCGCUAUCCGUGA